AUGAAGGACACAAAUGAAAAUAUGAAUAUGAAAGCUAGGGCGUUCCCUCCAAGCAACGCGCAGUUUCAAAGACGAGGAGAAGAUGACUUUAGAGCUAUCCUUGAUAACGCUGUAGUGGAAAUUCCUAAGGAUGACCUAGUCAUAAUAGGUGGUGACUUAAAUGCGCAUGUGGGAAAAGCAAGAGAUAGCUACAAAAGGCAUAAUGGUGGUUUUGGAUACGGAGAAAGAAAUGAUGAAGGAGAGCAUGUACUGAAAUUUGCGCAUGCCUUCGACAUUGCCUUAACCAACACCUACUACAGGAAAAAAGAGUGCAAAAACUCAGAUGACAAGACAAAUUACAAAAAAUCCAAAAGAAUAGCUACAAAGGCGGUGGCUAGGGCCAAAGCUAUGGCAUACGAUGACAUGUAUGAAGAACUACAUACCAAAGAAGGGCAAAAUAAAAUAUACAGAUUAGCCAAACAGUGA
This is a messenger RNA of Gordionus sp. m RMFG-2023, 465 nucleotides long. RefSeq lists its product as uncharacterized. The record is from RefSeq and is a predicted model, not a curated record. Bases 1 to 465 code for a protein of 154 amino acids. The transcript has 3 exons. NCBI's taxonomy places the organism in Eukaryota, Metazoa, Nematomorpha, Gordioida, Chordodea, Parachordodidae. Gene Ontology annotation, biological process: chromatin remodeling. Gene Ontology annotation, cellular component: nucleus.